This is a messenger RNA of Paramecium pentaurelia, 212 nucleotides long. The record is from the annotation of a GenBank genome assembly. Lineage: Eukaryota; Ciliophora; Oligohymenophorea; Peniculida; Parameciidae.
AAUGGGCAAAAAGACAACAUUACUCUUUAAGUUAGUGAGUUCAGCUGGCACUGGGUUUUAUUAUUAUGGAGAGAAAAGCACAAAGUAAUUGGAGCAUUAUUAAAAUAAGGAAAGUGGGCUCUAAAUUGAUUUUAAGAAAGUAUGAUCCAUUAGUAAACCAAUAUGUUAUAUUUACAGAGUCUAAAUUAGCAUCAGGAAAGAAAAAGUGAUUU